Daphnia carinata is the source of this 827-nucleotide messenger RNA. RefSeq names its product microtubule-associated protein RP/EB family member 1-like. The record is from RefSeq and is a predicted model, not a curated record. The transcript is spliced from 2 exons. Bases 224 to 700 code for a protein of 158 amino acids. Lineage: Eukaryota; Metazoa; Arthropoda; Branchiopoda; Diplostraca; Daphniidae.
CUAGAAACUUUUCGUGUCAUGUUUCCACACGAAUAUACUGUCUCUUCAAGGCCAGUCAGUUUAAUGUGCUAAUGUGCUGCGUAUACUAGUCUCGGUAUGAGAUAGCCGAAUACCUUGAAUCAACUCGGCUAUAAAAGAUGUAAGAAAAUUUCCAAGCAGCAACAGUCCUCCAAGAUAGAAAGCAACCGUUGGUACCGAAACGAAACACUGCAACAAGACAACGAUGAAAGUGGUGAUUUUUCUCGCGUGUCUGGUGACGUUGAGCAACCAGCAACAAUUCCCUGGUUUAGGAAAUCCAUUUGGUAACCUUGGAAACGCGUUUGGAAAUGCCUUUAACGCCAUUUUCACUAACUCAGCCAACCAACUGACCAAUUCGGUUAACAGACCAGUCAACGGACCUGUAAACCCAGUCUUUGGUUCUGGUUUCCAACGGCCACCUGGCAACGGAAUAAAUUCGCCAGGCUUUAUUGCGGCUGUACGCCCUGUGCCUGUACCUGGUAGGCCUGAAACACUUACUCCAGUGAACAGACCUACACCUGCUCCCGUGAACCGACCUACCGCUGUUCCAGUUAUUCCCGUGAGUCGACCUACCGCUGGAAGGAAACGUAGAUCGGUCACAGUAGAACAUCCAAAGCCAACAACAACCGAAGCGCCAUCGAGUUAUUGGCCUGUGCCCGGUGCAGGCUGGUUCUACGGCUAAAAAACUUACGUAUUGUAACACGACUUUCCUUGGCAAACAACCUGUUUAAAAUUGCCUAUUGUGUCAUAUCCAAACUAUAUCUGUAUCUAUAUUUAGAAGUAAUACAUUAUUUUUUGUUGUUUAUCAU